Messenger RNA from Knipowitschia caucasica, 855 nucleotides. The record is from the annotation of a GenBank genome assembly. NCBI's taxonomy places the organism in Eukaryota, Metazoa, Chordata, Actinopteri, Gobiiformes, Gobiidae.
AUGGGAAGACUUAAAGGGGGUGGUUCGGGGGGUGGAGGGAAAGAGGGGGGAAAACGAACCAGAUACAAGAUGGAGUCGUGCGGGAUGAAGCUGAGUUUCUGGGAGCACGGACCGAAGCCAGGGCAGUUUUAUUCUUUCCCCGGAAACAGCAGCGGAGAUGUCGCGGGCGGAACGGCCUGUGGACCUGUGCGUCACACGCUGAACCCCAUGGUGACCGGAACAUCCGUCCUGGGGGUGAAGUUUAACGGUGGCGUGAUGAUCGCAGCAGACAUGUUGGGGUCUUACGGAUCUCUGGCCCGAUUCCGGAACAUCUCCCGCCUCAUGAAGGUGAACAACAGCACAAUCCUUGGAGCGUCUGGAGACUACGCCGACUAUCAGUAUCUGAAGCAGGUCAUCGAGCAGAUGGUGAUUGACGAGGAGUUGCUGGGAGACGGACACUCAUACUCUCCUAAAGCCGUGCACUCGUGGCUUACACGCGUCAUGUACAACCGCCGCAGCCGCAUGAACCCACUGUGGAAUACUGUGGUGCUGGGAGGAUACGAGCAGGGAGAAGGUUUCCUAGGAUACGUGGACAAACUGGGCGUGGCUUAUGAGGCGCCCACUGUGGCCACGGGCUUCGGAGCGUACCUUGCACAGCCGCUGAUGAGGGAGGUGGUGGAGAAGAAAACAGAUUUGUCCAAAGCUGAAGCCCGUGAGCUGAUUGAACGUUGCCUUAAAGUGCUGUACUAUAGAGACGCACGCUCCUACAACCGGUAUGAAAUCGCCACAGUCAGCGCAGACGGAGUGGAGAUCGUUGGCCCUCUGUCCUCGGAGACAAACUGGGACAUUGCACACUUGGUCAGUGGAUUCGAGUGA